AUGCAGAUAGGUCAAGUUCAGAAGGUGGAGAAGGUUCUUAUUCCCUCUGAUUGGCAUGCUAUGGUGAAUUUGAGAAAUGAGCUUGUUGAUGGGGUACGUGGGGAGCUGCGACGAAUGACUGUUGCUGGAGUAGUGUUUAUCGUUAUAACAAAUUUGGUGACAGAGCUUGUUCUGCUCUCUCGGUGCUAUCUGGUAUGGGGAUCGAGACGAAGAUUCGUUGUCGUUCCGGGGGUUUUCUCUCUGACAGCAACCGUGUUUGGCAUCUGGAACGCAAUAACACUCUCUCGCAUCCAUGGUCUGUUCGUGUUUACUCCCAUUAUCGGAAGCGGAGGACCAAAACUAUCUCAAUUCGUUAUAUUCGUGUUUGCCGCACUGUUUUCGAACCUACUUCUCGGGUUGAUGAUAGCUGGUCGGUUAAUCUAUAUCACCCGAUGUGCGAACAGACAUAUGGCGUUGGACGGGAAGGGGGGAAAGGGCAUGUACUACAGCGCUGCUGCUACUGCCCUUAUAAUUAUGUGCGUUCCGGUUAUAUUCAUCCACCAUCUUCCGAACCCUUACACAAACCUUGUGAUCUCGAUCUCCUGGUCCUGUAAACUUACUAUUAUUAGCCUCGAAUCAGGACUUCUAUACCAUCUCGUUCUUCUCAUUUACACAAUCAUUGUAGCGAUAGGCAUCACCAACAGCGAUAGCCCGAGUGUCUAUUGGCACCCAACGAAAGCGUUCGUAACGGCCCAUGCGGUGUUUUAUUACUCCAUGAUACAGAUCGCUGGGAUCGUACCGACAUUGAUUAUCGUCCGGUUUGGGCUAGGGGUUACCGUUGGAGAUAAGGAUAGGGAUGUUCAAGUUCAAGCUGGUUAUGAUGAUGUUCCUGUACGAGAUCUUCAAACUGUGUUCGCGAAGAGUCCGUCGGGAUAUCUAGAUGUGGAGAAGGUUGAACAGAGGAGUAGUUUGGAGUCGGUUGGGUUUGAGGUUCCCAGAGAGAGCGGGUUGGAGGCUACGGUGGGGUAUGCUCCAGUACACACGUAG
Molecule: messenger RNA, 1026 nt
Organism: Marasmius oreades (fairy-ring Marasmius)
Lineage: Eukaryota; Fungi; Basidiomycota; Agaricomycetes; Agaricales; Marasmiaceae
Exons: 6
Coding region: 1-1026 (341 amino acids)
Source: RefSeq, a predicted model, not a curated record